Messenger RNA from Dissoconium aciculare CBS 342.82, 1218 nucleotides. Its product is annotated as DUF1640 domain-containing protein. Gene Ontology annotation, cellular component: mitochondrion. The record is from RefSeq and is a predicted model, not a curated record. NCBI's taxonomy places the organism in Eukaryota, Fungi, Ascomycota, Dothideomycetes, Mycosphaerellales, Dissoconiaceae. Bases 180 to 983 code for a protein of 267 amino acids. The transcript has a single exon.
UCAUCGUGAUUCGGACAGCACCAUUCCUCUCUCUCAUCAAGUCAAUAUACCCUGGAGCUAGCACCACCAUAAUCUGUCAGUUCUCGACGAUCGAGCAGGCGCCUUUUCAUUGUCUCACACCCCUCAUCAGGCGAAUUCGACCUAUAAAUAACUUCCAGCAUCAAUCGACAUCCCGAGCCAUGGCCGCAUUAGAGGCACUCCCUCGAGUUGUGCUGGCUCGCAGCUCUGCUUGGACCGCCAGCGCCAUGCGACCUCCCUCAGCAUUUGCUCUCAACCAGAUCACCACAAUGCGACAACAGCACACCACCGCACGAUCACUCCCUGCCACCGCGACUUUUGCCCGUCAAAUUUGGGCUGCGCGGAGGGCCAGUCGGCCACAACCGAGUAUUCUGCAUGUCUCAGCCGCCCAUCGCGCCUUUUCUGCAACACCAGCACCGUCCAAGGACCAUCACUUCGACACGCUCAAGUUCGUGCAGCGUCUACAGCAGGAGGGUUUCACAGAAGAGCAGGCCACAGCCAUGAUGAAGGUCCUGGGCGAUGUCCUAGAAGAGUCGAUUCAGAACCUGACGCGGACGAUGGUGCUGCGGGAAGAUCAAGAGAAGGCCACAUAUGCACAGAAAGUCGAUUUUGCCAAGCUGCGUAGCGAGCUGCUCAAUGCCGACUCGACCGAAAGCAGCCUGACCCGCGCGAGCCACGAGCGUUUGACCAACGAUCUGGCCAAGCUGAACAACCGGCUCCGCGAUGAGGUUCAGCGGACUCAGGCCAGCGUCCGGCUGGAUCUCAAUCUCGAAAAGGGUCGUAUCCGUGAGGAGGCUAAUAGCCAGGAUCUGAAGAUUCGCGAGACGGAGACGCGCAUCGAGCAAGAGAGUGCAGCGCUCCGAGAACGUCUGGAGGCGGUGAAGUUUAGUACGCUUCAAUGGCUGAUGGGUGUCUGCACUGGUACCGCUGCCAUCAUUCUCGGUGUGUGGCGUUUGCUGAUGUGAAGAGGUUCGGAGCCUCAUGAGGUUCAGAGGUCGAGAAAUCAAGACUGCUUGACUGCACCGCAUGUAGCGCAGGAUUCGCACAGCUAUUGCAGCUUGAUAGCUCUAGUCGUAGAUGUGAAGUUCUCGCCUGUCUCUGCCCUUUUUGGUCCAGCGCGCACUGCCAGUAUGUAAAUGCCACAGGCAAGAUGCUGUCCGUGGCACCGUAGUAACUACCAUAAGACGCAACUUAUCCCCA